UUUCCAGUUAUAACCCUGCCCUACAUGCAUGACGGUAACUGAGCUUGAGUAAUCAAAACUAAAAGUAUUUGGUCAGAGUACAUAAAUGUCAUAGUAAGACACAAAGACCACCAUUUAGUCUAUGACUCUCAAGACGCAUCCUUCAAAGCAACCUAAUUACCAACGUCUGAAAGAAGAGAUGGACGGCCGUGAUGAAAACAGUGGCAUUCACAAUGUGGGCAAACAAGAAGAAACUGAUGGUCACAUUAGGUUCACUGAUGUCGGCCCACACUCGGUGCGCUUAGAAUGGGGAGAUCCGGACAUGACUGCCAACGCACAACAAAAAUUCCAAAUCAGAUGGAAGAACGAAGAUACAGACUUUACUAAAACAACAGAUACAAAUCAUUUUGAGAUAAAACAACUUUUACCUGGCACAAGAUAUGACAUCACAGUAGUGGCGAUGGAGGAAAACAGCGAGAAGAGUUUGUGUGCAUCUGUGUGUACAGCAAUACCCGCUCCUGAGAAUUUUGAAUAUGUCUCCGAGGAUGCAAAAACCAUAAGACUAUAUUGGAAGUCACCUCGAAAAAUGGAUCCCAGUCUCUACAGAUUCCAAGUGAUUAUGUUUAAAAAUGAAGAGGAAACACAAUCAGCGACUGUGAAAUCCGACGUAAAUACCGCUGUAAUAGACGAUCUUCUUCCUGCCACUGAGUACAAAGCUAUAAUUAAGACAAUGCUAAAUAACCUCAAACUAAGUAAACCAGCUGUUUUAAUCGUCCAUACAAAGCCACCCCCACCGGAAAACUUGCAGAUCAAAAAUGAGGCAAGCUCUGUUUGCCUGAAAUGGGCAGAUCCUAUUAUUGAUAAGAAUCCUCACAGAUUUAGGGUGAUAUGGAGCAGUGAAACCAAUGCAAUGGAAUCCCUUACGGAUAAAGCAGAGAUGAAUGUAUCGGGUUUGAAACCAGGAACUGAAUAUUACUUCUCUGUCCGCACCUUAGUUGAGUUAAACGGCACAAAACUUGAGAGCUGUCCAGUAAAAAUCACACAUCGCACAAAUAUAAAUAUGGAAUCUGUAUUAAUGGAACUGGGUCUACAAAGCCACUUGAAGAAUAAGCUGACACUAAAGUUGGUCUUGGAAUUGAGGAGACUUUCAGAUGAAGGUGAAACUGGACAUAGUUUUACAUCUCUGCCGUGGCUUUUUCUCAGAAAGCUCAUGAUGUUAAAUUCAUCAGCUAGAAGGUUUAAAUGUGCUUCAAAGAGCAAGUCUGAAACAUCAAUAGGCAUCAAUAUCAUCAAAACAUCUGAAGAUAAGAAAGGAAUUAAUCCUCUAGAUUUGAUCACAGGUCUGUUCCACUGUGCCGAUCCCUUUCUUCAACAAGAGAUGGCGUUAAAAAUGUCAGUGUGUCAGUUCGCUGUGCCUUUGCUGCUGCCAAACUGUGACACGAAGGAGAGCACUCUGAUGCUUUGGGCCUUGAGGGACAUAACAAAGCAGUUUAGACUCCACGGUUUAGAAGAAAACAGCAUUGUGCUGACUGAUUUGCCUCUGAUCUCUUUCGUCAGACUAGGAAAAAACUGUGUAUCCAAAUCUGAGUUUUUGAACAAGCUCCUCAGCAGCAAACAGCAAAAUUAUGACACUUUUUUUCAUUGGAAACUCGCAAGUGGAAACUUUCCAAGAAAGAUUUCUAACGGACUUGUUGAAAUUAGCUGGUCUCUUCCUAGUGGAAGGGAAACAAUUGACAAAUUCAAAGAGCCAGUAGCUGUGGCUAAUCUCCGGGGAGAUGUUUCUGAAUUUGACGUCCAGUUCGCCUUCCUGAGCCAAACAUCCUCUGCUGUUUUUCUAUUCUGUGAUGAUCUGGACUCAAAUCAGACAUUUCUGAAUUCCCUGCAACUCAGAUCGAAAUUGGUUCUGGUUUGCACCACAAAGGAUCAAAAAUCCCAAAGAAAUUUGGAACAAAAUUUGGCAGUGCUGAAGCUCAAAACAGACUCAGUAAUCCUCAAGCAUGAAAAUAUGAAUGAUGAUGAAUUUGUUGAUACGCUGCAGAAAGCUGUUGUUAAAACUCUUGCAGAUUCUUCAAAAAUAAGCAUCGAAAAGAUGUCAAAGAUUGCACCAGAUCUGGGGAUUGAUGUAGAUGAGAAUGAUGCCAUUUGUCAAAAUGCAAAGAUAAAGGCGGACAAAAUAACAAAAGACAUUGGAAACAUACCUGAAUACAAAAUGAGGGAGCUGCCUUUGCAAGGGAAACCGUUAAAAGAGUUGUCCAAAAUGGAGAAAGAGAUGUGUCGACUCAGAAAAGCACAGAAGAAAAGCAUUGAGCAAUACAAGAGUGAACUGAAAAGUCAAAUCCAUAAUCUAAAAAUGGAACAAGGAAGAAACAACAUGAGAGAAGCAGUAGUUCACUUUAUCUCUGGUUUGUGCUGCUCCUCAAAUGAACAGCUGUAUUUUCUCAAAUGGAUGAAAAUGAAUUUGGACAAAUUAACAAGAAAACACAUAUCCAUGCUUGACAAGCAGUAUAGGGAACUAUGUAGAAAUCCAACAGAAGAUAAAGAACAUCUCAGAGAUCUGGAUAAUCAGUUUGCCAACAGCUCUUUAGGAGUCCAACACUUUAUGAGAGAGUUAAGCCAACUAUACGAGUCUGCCCACUUCCAAAAAACCUGGAACCACCUUCACCUUCAAAAAUUGCCAGAAAUCUGUGCUCAGUUGAUGCUGAAUGGGUUUCCUCUGGAACUUAUUGAUGGAGACGCAUCAAAUAUUCCCCUGACGUGGAUUGGAGAUGUCCUUGCGGCACUUAACAAACUCACAUCACCUCACAACAAAAUACGAGUCGUGACCGUCUUAGGAGUUCAGAGCAGUGGGAAGUCGACUCUCCUCAACACAAUGUUUGGAGUUCAGUUUGCUGUGAGCAGUGGCAGAUGCACGAGAGGAGCCUUCAUGCUUCUAAUAGGUGUAUCUGAGGAAUUCAGAUCAGAGCUUAAGUGUGACUACAUCCUUGUAAUCGACACUGAGGGGUUAAAAUCUCUAGAGCUGGCAAAAUUAGACGAUAGUUAUGAGCAUGACAACGAACUUGCAACCCUUGUUGUUGGGCUGAGUGACAUUACUAUCAUCAACAUUGCCAUGGAAAAUGCUACAGAAAUGAAAGACACUUUGCAAAUUGUUGUCCAUGCCUUUCUUCGCAUGAAGGAGGUGGGGAAAAAGCCCUGUUGUCAUUUUGCGCACCAAAACACAGCAGAUGUUGCUGUGCAGGAUAAAAUCUUGAGAGAGCGAAUCAGUUUCUUUCAACAGCUAGACGAUAUGACUAACGCAGCUGCUAAAAUGGAGAAAAAGAGCAACAAUUAUAAAUUUACAGACAUUCUAGAGUAUGACAUCAAUAAAAACAACUGGUACAUACCUGGAUUGUGGCUUGGAACUCCUCCAAUGGCACCUGUUAACACUGGUUACAGUGAGGAGGUGAGUAACUUUAAAGAUGGCAUGCUUAACGUCUUGAGGAAAACUAAAUUCCCAGCACAGGACUUCAUGGAAUUUGCUGAAUGGAUACGCAGUCUCUGGAAGGCUGUUCAAUUCGAAAACUUCAUCUUCAGUUUUCGCAACAGCCUCGUCGCUGAAGCGUACUCCAAACUUUGCGCUGAGUUCAACACUUGGGAAUGGGCCUUCAAGAAGCACAUGAUUGACUGGUACACAAAGUCUGAGACCAAAAUCUCCAACAUGGGUGUAAUGUCCGUGCAGUCAGAAAGUGCAGUUAACCUUGAUAGAGUAUUGGCUGCUUUAAACUGUGAAGCUGAUAAUGAGUUGGAAAAGGAGGAAAAAAAUCUUUUAGAUACAAUUCAGCAAUAUUUCGAAAAUGAGUUGGAACACGCGCAUCUUGUUGAAAAUCACAAAGAGGACUUUUUAAACAGCGCACGGGGACUUCGAAGAGAGGUCGAGAUGGAUAUACGGAUUAAACUGGAGAAUGCUAUUUUGAUACAAAAGGGAAUUGAGAAGGUAGAACAUAUAAAGCAAGAACAGAGGGAUACCAUGAGAGACAAAGUGCUCAGUUUGAUUCAAGUCUGCAGGAGUAGAACAAAUACUCUCUCCGAAAGUGAACUAAAUGAAGAGUUUGAAAAAAUAUGGAACGACAUUCUGAAGGACAAUUAUUUUACAGCUCUACCAAAGCAAGAUGUGGUGAAGGAGACGUACAGACUGCUAUACAACAACUUAGAAAUGAAAAGUGGAGCAGUACGUGAGAUGCUGUCAAAGGUCACCAGUCUAGAUCAGUGUGGCACUGGAAAGUUUUUUGCCAUUAUGAAAAUGAAUAUUUUUCAAAAAAUUAGAGGUUCUCUGCGACCAGCAGAGAGGAGUAAAAAACAUAAGUUGAUGCAAUUGGCAUGCGACAAAAUAAUACAUCAGAGCGAAACAUUUAUUGCAAAUAAGACAGAACCAAAAUCAGACUACAAUAGUGCUGACAUUCAAGAACUGUUGUGCUCCAUUGACAAGAAUUUGGAAAGCUGCAGUGAAUCAGAGAUAAACCCUGAAGUCGAAGCCGCUCUCAAGAUUCACAUCUGCGGGAUCGCAGCAAGAGCUUUCCAGAAAAUGCACGACGACUACAUACAGAGAAAUGACCCUUUGAAAUCCCUUGAAAACUUCAAGGAGGAAUGGUUAGCUGACUUUAAAGACCUCUACUACCAACGAGAUCAGUGUCAGAACAAGGCAGAGACGUGUAUGAAUAAAUGCUUUGGCCCUGCUGUGAUGGAAUACAUCAAGAAACGUCUCGGACCUGACAUUGUGGAUGAAAUGCUGUCAGGAGAAACAGGCCUAGAUUUUGGCACGCGCUCAUUUUUCCAGUUUUCGCUUUUAAAAAAGCUACUUUGGGAGGAUAACUUCAGCAAUAUUCUGGAAUAUGUACAAAACUAUGAAGCAUAUGUAACUGCGUGGAUUUCAGAGAAGAUCGUAGAACAUUUUUCAAAGAAAGGCGCUCUUUCAAAGCUGGAAAUUAAACAUCUGAAUGUGAUCAUCAACAAACUUAAGGAAGCUGUCGACAGCGCACAGAGCAAAGCUGACGUCUGCAGUGGCAUCGGCAGUUUUGUGACCUACGUCUGCAGACGUCUUAAUAAAGAGUUGGUCAUACCAAGUGACACACUCAAAGCGAGCCUGGCUUUGAACAACUCAAACCCCGCAGAGUUUAUUGAUUGCUUUAAAUCAUCGAUAGAAAAAAUGCAUAAACGCUUAGAAGAGCGUCUACGUGAGGAAAAGAACGUAAAACAGAAGCUAACCGGACUUUCGGUGAGCAAUCCUCAACAGGUGCUCUUCAGCAGAGUGUUUGGCUGUGGGAAGAAGUGUCCAUUCUGCAGCGCACCUUGCGAAGCCGGCGGGAAAAAGCACGCCAUGCAUUUUGUCUCUAUCCAUCGGCCUCAAGGCAUUGGUUGCUACAGUUGGGUCCAAACCGAUAAACUAGUUCCUGACAUUUGCUCAUCUCUCGUUGCUAGUGAAAUGACAUUCCGCCAUAAAGAUACAGGAUUUCAGUGGCAUCCAAACAAGGAAUACAGACAGAUCUAUCCUGAUUGGUUGAUACAGCCUGACACUACUAUCGAGGCCACCGAUUUCUGGAAGUACAUCUUCGCAAAGUACAACAAAGCAUUUGCAGAGAAAUACCGUUUAAAACCAGCGGACAUCCCUGCUGACUGGUAUUGGAUCUCUGUACAUCAGGCAAAUAAAUGUUUGGAAGAUACAUUCAAAAUGAGACGUUCAUAAAGCAAUUAAACUGUGCACAUGUAAAAAAGUUAAAACAAAAGCUGGACACUUUCACUAAACAACAGAGGGGUGCUGAGCACAGCUGCAGAAGUACUGAGAAACAACAAGAAACAAACUUUGGACAACAAGUGUUUGCUGAAUGAUAGAAACAAAGAAAUAAGCAAAGGAAUCAUGAAUAGUACUUUUGACAAAUUUGUUAAAACUGUAUAAAUGCAUUUUUGUCUGCUACAGUAAUUGGUAAUACUUUUGUAAGUAAAAAUGUAACAAAUCAAGGUAUAUUCUUUUUUUUUAUUGCUAUGAAACUUUGAAUGAUCUUCUGUAAUGCAGUAAAUGAUGUUUGUGGCA
Messenger RNA from Puntigrus tetrazona (Sumatra barb), 6040 nucleotides. Its product is annotated as interferon-induced very large GTPase 1-like. Gene Ontology annotation, molecular function: protein binding; GTP binding. The record is from RefSeq and is a predicted model, not a curated record. Lineage: Eukaryota; Metazoa; Chordata; Actinopteri; Cypriniformes; Cyprinidae.